AUGGCUAGUAUUGUAGUGGUUUUCGACUUUGACAAAACCAUUAUUGAAUGUGACAGCGAUAACUGGGUUGUUGAUGAAUUAGGUUUCAAUGAUUUGUUCAAUCAACUCUUUCCCACCAUGCCAUUGAACUAUCUCAUGGAUAGGAUGAUGAUGGAGCUUCAUUCUAAUGGAAAAACAAUAGAAGACAUUGUGCAAGUUUUGAAGAUGAUUCCUAUACACCCUAGAACUAUCCAUGCUAUCAAAGCAGCCAAUGCUUUAGGGUGUGAUUUGAGGAUUGUAAGUGAUGCAAACACAUUUUUCAUUGAGACAAUUCUAAAGCACUUUGGAAUUAGGGAAUGUUUCUCGGAGAUUAACACUAAUCCAGGUUAUGUUGAUGAAGAAGGAAGAUUGAGAAUUUUGCCUUUCUAUGAUCUCAACAAGCCUCCUCACACAUGUAAUUUGUGCCCUCCAAACAUGUGCAAGGGACUAAUCAUAAAGAGAAUCCAAGACUCUAUAUCAAGUGAGAAAAAUAAAAGAUUUAUCUAUCUUGGUGAUGGUAGUGGAGAUUAUUGUCCAAGCUUAAGCCUUAAAGAAAAAGACUUUGUGAUGCCAAGGAAGAAUUUUCCUGUAUGGGACUUGAUAUGCAAAGAUCCUUCACUUGUUAAAGCUAAAAUUUAUGAAUGGAGUGAUGGAGAAGAGCAAGAAAGAGUUUUGCAUCAAUUAAUCAACAAAAUUUCAAUGGAAGAAAGUGCUCAAUUCAUUUCAACUGAAUUCAACAUGCAUACUCCAUCGUUUUCUGCUCAUGAGACUUUACCUAAAGCUUUACAUGUUCUGUUAUAA
Molecule: messenger RNA, 819 nt
Organism: Medicago truncatula (barrel medic)
Lineage: Eukaryota; Viridiplantae; Streptophyta; Magnoliopsida; Fabales; Fabaceae
Product: inorganic pyrophosphatase 2
Exons: 4
Coding region: 1-819 (272 amino acids)
Molecular function (GO): phosphatase activity
Source: RefSeq, a predicted model, not a curated record